Cuscuta epithymum is the source of this 508-nucleotide messenger RNA. The record is from the annotation of a GenBank genome assembly. Lineage: Eukaryota; Viridiplantae; Streptophyta; Magnoliopsida; Solanales; Convolvulaceae.
AUCGAGAUCGAAGGAGGACGGUUGCAGAUGGAGAUCGCUGGCAUUGGUAAGCAGGGGAUUGGCGAUCAAUUUGUCGCAGAUGAGGAGAACCGAGCAGUGCAGGGUACGGACAACGCGGAGAAAAUGAUCGGUCUCUUCCUGAUUGGUGCAUCAACAAUCGUUGAGAGGGUCAGGCCUCCUCCAGAACCACCGCCAAGGGUUGAUCUACGCGCUUUGGAGUUUGCUUCUGAUUUACCUUUUCGGCAUUUUAAUUUUCAAGUUAAGACGUUUGUGUUUUGUUGUUAUUUUAUUUUAUGCUGUAAGACUCUUGCAUUAGGUUUGGGGGAUGGAAAGUCUGCAGUAACCGUCAUUGGCUCUAAGUUGCCCAAUUUUGGUCUAGCGAGUUAUACUGCUUUUUUACAGGUGGUUAACUCUCAGUCUCGGCCACGGGCGGAUGGUUACAUGUGGUUCUUUUCUGCUUUUGUACCCUUGCUGAAUGCUAUUUCUAUGAAUUAAGUCUUGUUCGAGC